This is a messenger RNA of Pollicipes pollicipes, 2102 nucleotides long. Its product is annotated as 2-oxoisovalerate dehydrogenase subunit beta, mitochondrial. Bases 169 to 1284 code for a protein of 371 amino acids. The record is from RefSeq and is a predicted model, not a curated record. Gene Ontology annotation, cellular component: oxoglutarate dehydrogenase complex. NCBI's taxonomy places the organism in Eukaryota, Metazoa, Arthropoda, Thecostraca, Pollicipedomorpha, Pollicipedidae. Gene Ontology annotation, biological process: branched-chain amino acid catabolic process; response to nutrient. The transcript is spliced from 8 exons.
UAUUAUUCCGAUCAAGGCCAUAUACUGUGAAAGUCGGCAACGGCCUAUAUUUAUAUUUAUUAUUAUUUCAUCUUGCUGACUGGUUAGCAAGGUAUUUGUUUGUACGCUAUAACAUCAGACUAAAGUUGGGCAGAUUCGUUGCCAAUUUGUGUCACAAGAUAAAGAAAAAUGGCGACAAUUCGCUCGAUUGCAAGACAUAUUAAGCCGGGCUGGAAAGUUGCAGGUGUUCAUUGUCAAAAAGCUGCAAUCAGAUGCGCAUCUCAUUUUACAUAUUUUCCUGACACGGUGUCUGAGGCUCAAGGAGAGACAACUCGGAUGAACCUGUUCCAAGCAGUUAACAACGCUCUGGACACAGCGCUCACCACAGACAGCACAGCAGUCGUCUUUGGAGAGGACGUCGGGUUUGGAGGUGUCUUCCGCUGCACCGUUGGACUCCAGGACAAGCACGGCGCAGACCGUGUGUUCAACACGCCGCUCUGUGAGCAAGGCAUCGCCGCCUUCGGCAUCGGCCUGGCCGCAGCCGGUGCCACGGCCAUCGCCGAGAUCCAGUUCGCUGACUACAUAUACCCGGCCUUCGACCAGAUCGUGAACGAGGGCUCCAAGUUCCGGUACCGCUCCGGUGGCCAAUUCAACUGCGGCAAGCUCACGCUGCGCGCGCCCUGCAUGGCCGUGGGCCACGGCGCGCUGUACCACUCGCAGUCGCCGGAGGCGUUCUUCGCGCACGUGCCCGGCAUCAAGGUGGUGAUCCCGCGCGGCCCGAUCAAGGCCAAGGGCCUGCUGCUGUCGUGCAUCCGCGACCCAAACCCGUGCGUCUUCUUCGAGCCCAAGGUGCUCUACCGCUCCGCCGUGGAGGAGGUGCCCGUCGCCGAGUACACGGAGCCGAUCGGCAAGGCCGACGUCCUCGUCGAGGGUGAUGACGUCACUCUGGUUGGCUGGGGGACCCAGGUGCACGUGCUGCGCGAGGUGGCUGACCUGGCGGCCGAGAGGCUGAGCGUCUCGUGCGAGGUCAUCGACCUCGUCUCCAUCCUGCCCUGGGACCGGGAGACAGUGAUGAAGUCUGUGAUGAAGACGGGCCGGUGUCUGGUGUCGCACGAGGCGCCGCUGACGGGCGGCUUCGGAGCCGAGCUGGCUGCCACUAUACAGUCGGAGUGCUUCCUGAACAUGGAGGCGCCCGUGCAGCGGGUCACCGGCCACGACACGCCCUUCCCGCUCGCCUACGAGCCGUUCUACAUGCCGACCAAGUGGCGCUGUUUGGAGGCCGUCAAAAAGCUGGUCAACUACUGACCGCCCGCCCGGCGGCGGCCGACACGGGUGCUGGGAGUGCUGGAGCGGGGCAGGGCUGCGGCCGCGUGGCGCUACUGAGCGGAAACGGGACGACGUGAAGGCCGGCUUCUUCGAGGUCGUGACAGCGUCGGCGCAGGAUGAUUGUGUUCUGUUGUGCAGGUCGUAGAGGGCCGGGAUGAAGUGUUUGCGCAGAGGGCCGUUCGCGGGCGGUUCGUAGAGGGCCGCACGUCGGUGCGGGACGGGCGGUCGUAUGGGAGUUGCCGCCGGUUCGGGUGCGGCGCGCAGCGCCCGGUGUUCGGUCCGGUGCGACGGUAGCGUUCCUGUCACUUGACCAGCUAGGCGUUGUCUACCUUCGUGGGUGACCGUCGCAGCCCAAGUCUGUGCGUGGUAGUAAUGAGUGACGUGUGGUUUAGAUGAUUAUUAUAUUUUCGCCGAGCUUUAUAGCGCGCCGCUUGGUUGCAAACGGGACUUCGCGAGAUCUGGUGGAAGGGUACUGUUUUCGGGGCUUAGGGGGCGUCGCCAGCAACGGUCAUUGAUGGUAGCAGCGAAGUGCAAUAUUAGUGUAUGGUAGACAUGUAAAGCGCGCAACAGGUCGUGUUGUGCGCUGCUUGCCAGGGUUUUGUACUGCCUGAGUCGUUAUCGCGACUGACGCCGUGUUGAUGGAGGCUGCUGCGAAGCUGCGGUCCGUCGGUGGUUACCGCGGGUAAUGUGCUCUGCAUGUCCACGCCGUCAAUGACAAACCAUCGCGUCGUUCGAAACUCGGAAGUUCGAUCCGACCGCAACCAAAUGAAUCUAAGAAUACAAGUGUGCAAGCCAGC